AGUAUCUGGUGGUGGUAGAAAACGCGAUUACGCGCGAGUCACCUCAAUGUGCCCAGUCGGUGACCACAGCGAUGAACCAAGUCGCUUCGCUGCUCCAGACGGCUUCUGGCAGGCAAAGUCUGAAAACCACUUUCAACAACUGCUCCGCCUAUUCAGCCUCUGCCAAGAUCUGAACCCGGCAGAUGUUAAUCAGAUUGAGUAUUUUUGGCAGAACGUCUACAGUCCUUACAUGUACGUCGGUUUGUAUGCCAACGAACUGACAAUCAAAAAUGCAAUUUGUCGUUUCCAUGAAACUCAGGACAACUCGCUAACGAAACUACGAGAGGUAAAUAAUUAUGUCCACCAAAUGAUGGGUAGCAACGGCUGUAUGUAUGUCGACUACUGGAAUCUUGUAAAAUACUUACAGGACACCAGAUAUGGACAAGCACAAGAUUACUCAGAUACUGCCGGGCCAUUCUUUGGUGGAAAGUCAGCACUGCCAGUACAAGUUUGUUCAGAGUCAAAAAUCCUUCAAUGUUUAACCUUUUCAACUGACCCUCCCUUCCUCAGGCACUCAAUUGACGAAUGUACCCAUAUCUUUGGGUCAGACUUAAACUCAGCUACAAUAGCGGCACAUGUCGCCCACAUUAACGAUUAUUACGGAGGAAGGAAUAUGAAAUCCUCCUACAUCAUCCUCCCAAAUGGUAAUAUCGAUCCAUGGCAUGCACUUGGUAAACUGAACAGCACAAUUUCUACCAUAGUCCCUGUUGUAAUCGAUGGAGCAGCUCAUUGUGCUGAUAUGUAUCCCUCAACCCCGAAUGAUUCACCAGCGAUGACUGAAGCUCGAAAAACCAUCGCCACGACGCUUCAACAGUGGCUUCAGUCCGCCAAGUGA
Molecule: messenger RNA, 874 nt
Organism: Haemonchus placei
Lineage: Eukaryota; Metazoa; Nematoda; Chromadorea; Rhabditida; Trichostrongylidae
Source: the annotation of a GenBank genome assembly